AUGGCUGGUCAGGACCCUGCGCUGAGCCCGAGCCACAUUCUAUGACGUGGCAUCCUGCAGGUGGCAGGGGACGACCAGCUGGGGAGACGCGGGGUCACCUUCAGCGGCUGCCGGCUGCCACCCUCGCAGCAGCUGGACCACCAGCGGCUGCCGGAGUAGCUGAAGCGCGCGCUGGACCAGUACGUGGAGAACGGCUACACGAUCGGCUACGUCCACCACGGCCUCAGCAGCCAGAACAAGCCGUCCCAUCUCAGCCUCCUGAAUACCUGGGAUUACAGGCGUGAGUACAAGAAGAACCUGAAGGCACUGUACCUGCUGCACCCCACCAGCUUCAUCAAGGUGCUCUGGGGCUCAUCAGAGCCUCUCCUCAGUCACAAAUUUGGGAAAAAAGUCACCUAUCUCAACCAGAGCGAGCUCCGGGAGCAGCUCCAGUGUGACCAGCUGCCGGUUCCCCCGGAAGUCCUGCGGUACGAUGAGAAGCUUCAGGCGCCGCACAGAGGCCUCCCGCCCCCGCCCGCCAGGCCGCCGCUGCCCACGCAGCAGUUCGGGGUCAGCCUGCAGUACCUCAGAGAGAAGAAUGGCGGCGAACUCAUCCCUGCGGUGCCGAGGUUCACCGUGUCCUACCUGAGCGGCUGUGGGCUGCGCACGGAGGGCCUGUUCCGGAGGUCGGCCAGCGCCCCGACCAUCCGCCAAGUGCAGAGGUUGUAUGAUCAAGGGAAGCCGGAGGACUUUGACCUCUACAGGGACAUCCACGUCCCGGCCGUGAUCCUGAAGACGUUCCUGCGCAAGCUGCCCACGCCCUGGGACGGGACUCACCCAUCUCUGCUCUUGGGAGCCCGUGGGCAGUGCGUCCUGCGCUUGCCCCCCACUGGCCAAGCCAGGCCUCACGCAGCUGCCGGCUCCUGCUUCAGUGCCAAAGUAGAAGGGGAGAUGGUGUCCCAGGAAAGCAUCUUUAACAAGAUGAGCAGCUGGAACCUGGCCUGCCUGUUCGGGCUGAACUUGAUCUGGCAGAGGCCCGCCUCCCUGAGUGCUCUGGUGCCACUGCACUUGUUCACCAAGCUGCUCAUCGAAUACUACGAGAUCGUCAGCCCCCGGACACCCCCCAGGAACUCCGAAGGCGCCCUGCGGGCCUGCGGCUCUUCUCCUGGCCUCUCGGGGACCGCCGGGACGGGGGCGUGCAGCCCAGUGGCACCCUUUGCUGGAGAGCAGAGGGGGACACCACCGUGGCCCAGCCCAUCCACAGAGCGGGAAGCCAUGAGGCAGUGGCUGUGGCGCGGGUCCAUUCGAAACAAUGAAAUACAGCGUCUGAAACACGACCCAGCUGCUGACCGACGCAUGGGGUGA
Messenger RNA from Dipodomys ordii (Ord's kangaroo rat), 1344 nucleotides. RefSeq names its product rho GTPase-activating protein 8-like. Gene Ontology annotation, cellular component: cytoplasm. Gene Ontology annotation, biological process: negative regulation of endocytic recycling; small GTPase-mediated signal transduction. NCBI's taxonomy places the organism in Eukaryota, Metazoa, Chordata, Mammalia, Rodentia, Heteromyidae. Gene Ontology annotation, molecular function: GTPase activator activity. The record is from RefSeq and is a predicted model, not a curated record.